GAGAAGGAGAAACGUGAGAAAUUCUGGGAACUUAGUCUGGGAGUGUGUUCCAGAGUCCUGACUGAAGAUGCUGGGCUGUGGCUGUGUUCUGCUCUCUUGUCUCCUCACUGUGACUCUGCUCCACUGUGGUGCAGACAGCCUGCACAUCACACAGGACCCCCCGGAGUAUCUGGACUCUGCGGUGCUGGAGGACCCCGGCUUGCCAGCCCGGUCCGGGGAGGAGAAGCCGGGCAGCGACCUAACAGCCAAACUGCUCCUGCUGGACCAGCUGGUCCACCUGGAGAACGAUGUCAUCGAGACGAAGAGGAAGAGGAGCUUCACUGGGGGAAGCGCUCCGCUGGACCGCCUAUCCAUCAGCAACGUGGACCUGGGUAAACAGGGCAAACAGAGAAAAGUGGAGACACCACGGAGGCGAGUGAGUGCUCCCAUUGACCGAAUUGGAGCAGGUCGACUCCCCAGCACACGGGGCUAGGUCAGCCUCCAUCUCUCUCUGCCUGCAGGUGUUCCUCCGGCAGAUGAAAAAUGAGGACCCCCAGCCCCCUCCCCUUCACAACGUUGCCAGGGAAACUGAGGGAAUAUCUAACACAGUGUGCAUAUCACUGUCACAUGCCACCCCUUUUACCUGUAUUUGAGCUCACCUGUACAACCCGUCUUGCACAACCAUCCUUAUAGACACCGUGUACCUGUACUCACUUGUACAACGUCACUGUCUUGCAUACUCAAAUGUAUACACCCACUGUCUACCUGUACUCAUCU
Messenger RNA from Megalops cyprinoides (Indo-Pacific tarpon), 756 nucleotides. It is a transcript of the gene ostn, whose product is annotated as osteocrin. The record is from RefSeq and is a predicted model, not a curated record. Bases 68 to 472 code for a protein of 134 amino acids. The transcript is spliced from 5 exons. Gene Ontology annotation, molecular function: signaling receptor binding. Gene Ontology annotation, biological process: hormone-mediated signaling pathway. Lineage: Eukaryota; Metazoa; Chordata; Actinopteri; Elopiformes; Megalopidae.